AUGCAGAGCACCGAGCUGAAAGUGGAGAUGGUGGCACUGCAUGAGAAGAGGGUACGGAAAUGUCUGUCCAAAGUGAAAGGGGUGGAGAGGGUGGAGGUGGAGGCGAGCCUGCAGAAGGUGGUGGUGACAGGGUACGCGAACCGGAGCAAGAUCCUCAAGGCGCUCAGGAGGGUGGGGCUCAGGGCGGAGCCAUGGUCGCCGAGGAACGAGCUGCUCAGCGCCUACGCCGCCGGCAGCCUCAUGGCCGCCAACAACUACUACUACUACAGCUUCUUCUGA
Messenger RNA from Oryza brachyantha (malo sina), 279 nucleotides. Its product is annotated as heavy metal-associated isoprenylated plant protein 28-like. Gene Ontology annotation, molecular function: metal ion binding. The transcript is spliced from 2 exons. The coding region runs from base 1 to 279 and encodes 92 amino acids. The record is from RefSeq and is a predicted model, not a curated record. NCBI's taxonomy places the organism in Eukaryota, Viridiplantae, Streptophyta, Magnoliopsida, Poales, Poaceae.